AUGAUCGUGGCUAGCAUCCGUCGAAUCUUCUCUCUGUUUAGAACCGAAGAGGAGGAGAAAUCUUACUCACGCAGUGCGUUCUUCAAUUUACUUGGAUUCCUAGGAAGCUGUGUCUUCUUCUCCUUUGUGGCACAGAAGCUUUCAAAACAGCCGCAUCAAAUAAUGUGA
Australozyma saopauloensis is the source of this 168-nucleotide messenger RNA. RefSeq lists its product as uncharacterized. Gene Ontology annotation, biological process: outer mitochondrial membrane organization. The transcript has a single exon. The coding region runs from base 1 to 168 and encodes 55 amino acids. NCBI's taxonomy places the organism in Eukaryota, Fungi, Ascomycota, Pichiomycetes, Serinales, Metschnikowiaceae. The record is from RefSeq and is a predicted model, not a curated record.